CCAGAGACAGAGGAAUCUACUCGCACCAGGUAAAGCUUGAAACUUUCACAUCUGGAGUUCACACACAAACCGGACACUCUCUUUGUACACCCUAACAGCACACACUCUCCCCCUCUCUUUCUGUGGAAAUAAUAAAUAACUACGAACCUACCGAAGAACCAAACAAGAAUUACCAACGACAGCGAGAAGAGGGUUGAUUUUCCUCCCUUUCUCGCCACCUGCCUUUCGACAUUUCCAAAGCUUUUUUCUUGUUACAGUCUUUUUUAGCUGCUUAAACUUCUCGCCAGUGACGCAAGGAGACAACCUCGAUCCUAUCGAACCCAUUUUACCUAAACCCCAUAUCCCCAUUCUUAGCUCUCUUCCCCUCCAUCUCUCACGUUGGCUCUCUCCAUCUCUCCAAGAUAUUUAAUUUCCUCUUGGAAAUUUAGUUUAUUGAGAAUGGCAGUAGCAGCAGCUUCAAGCUUACAUAUAGCAACAGGAAGAUCUUCCAUUAACUCUUCUCGGAAGGUUACCAAGGCAGGUAUUGCCAGUCUCAGUGCUAAUCCUAAAGGCACGUCAUGGGAUAAGCUUACCAGUGGUCGUCAUAUAUCAUCUCCACAACUUUUUCAAUGCAGUUUUCCAUCAUCUUCGAUAAAAUUCAAUAAGUUCGUUACAAAGGCAAUGUCUGAGUCCAACGAAAAUAAGCCCUCAUCUGGGUUGCCAAUUGAUUUGAAAGGAAAAAGGGCAUUCAUUGCUGGCAUAGCUGAUGACAAUGGAUAUGGUUGGGCAAUAGCAAAAUCUCUUGCAGCUGCAGGUGCUGAAAUUUUGGUCGGAACAUGGGUGCCUGCUCUGAAUAUUUUUGAGACCAGCUUGCGACGUGGGAAAUUUGAUGAAUCACGCGUAUUGCCAGAUGGCUCUUUGAUGGAGAUUACUAAAGUAUAUCCUUUAGAUGCAGUUUUUGACAACCCUGAGGAUGUUCCUGAAGAUAUAAAAACAAAUAAGCGUUAUGCAGGAUCCUCUAACUGGACUGUUCAGGAAGUUGCUGAAUCUGUGAAGCAAGAUUUCGGCAGCAUCGACAUCCUUGUCCACUCCCUUGCCAAUGGUCCGGAGGUGAGUAAACCUCUGUUAGAGACAUCCAGAAAAGGGUAUCUUGCAGCUUUAUCCGCCUCGAGUUACUCCUAUGUUUCUCUACUUAAGCAUUUUAUUCCAAUAAUGAAUCCAGGUGGUGCCUCGAUAUCUCUUACAUACAUAGCUUCAGAGAGAAUCAUUCCUGGAUAUGGUGGUGGUAUGAGUUCUGCUAAAGCUGCACUUGAAAGUGAUACCCGGGUGCUCGCCUUUGAAGCAGGAAGAAAACACAGAGUCAGGGUCAACACAAUUUCAGCUGGUACCUUUUUGCCCCAGUUCUUUCUUGAUUAUUUUUAAGUAAAUAUUGCUUUGAAGUUCCUUUCAAGAACAUGUAGAUAUAUCCAUCCUUGAAUCGUAAGAU
This is a messenger RNA of Carica papaya (papaya), 1465 nucleotides long. NCBI's taxonomy places the organism in Eukaryota, Viridiplantae, Streptophyta, Magnoliopsida, Brassicales, Caricaceae. The record is from RefSeq and is a predicted model, not a curated record.